AUGGCGGGGGCGCCGCGCGGCCGAGGCGGCGGCGGAGGCGGAGGCGGCGCGGGCGAGUCUGGGGGCGCCGAGCGGGCGGCGGGGCCGGGCGGCCGGCGCGGGCUGCGGGCGUGCGACGAGGAGUUCGCGUGCCCCGAGCUGGAGGCGCUGUUCCGCGGCUACACGCUGCGGCUGGAGCAGGCGGCCACGCUGAAGGCGCUGGCCGUGCUCAGCCUGCUGGCGGGCGCGCUGGCCCUGGCCGAGCUGCUGGGCGCGCCGGGGCCCGCGCCCGGCCUGGCCAAGGGCUCGCACCCCGUGCACUGCGUGCUCUUCCUGGCGCUGCUCGUGGUCACCAACGUCCGCUCGCUGCAGGUGCCCCAGCUGCAGCAGGUUGGCCAGCUCGCGCUGCUCUUCAGCCUCACCUUCGCGCUGCUCUGCUGUCCCUUCGCGCUCGGCGGCCCCGCCGGGGCCCACGCCGGGGCGGCAGCGGUGCCGGUGGCAGCCGACCAGGGCGUCUGGCAGCUCCUUUUGGUCACCUUCGUGUCCUAUGCCCUGCUGCCCGUGCGCAGCCUGCUGGCCAUCGGCUUCGGGCUCGUGGUGGCCGCCUCGCAUUUGCUGGUCACGGCUACCUUGGUCCCCGCCAAGCGCCCACGUCUCUGGAGGACGCUCUGUGCCAACGCCCUGCUCUUCCUUGGCGUGAACAUGUAUGGGGUCUUCGUGCGGAUCCUGGCUGAGCGCUCCCAGAGGAAGGCCUUCCUGCAGGCCCGGAACUGCAUCGAGGACCGGCUGAGGCUGGAGGACGAGAAUGAGAAGCAGGAGCGGCUGCUCAUGAGCCUCCUGCCCCGGAACGUCGCCAUGGAGAUGAAGGAGGACUUCCUGAAGCCCCCCGAGAGGAUUUUCCACAAGAUCUACAUCCAGCGGCAUGACAACGUGAGCAUCCUCUUCGCAGACAUCGUGGGCUUCACGGGCUUGGCCUCGCAGUGCACGGCCCAGGAGCUGGUGAAACUCCUCAACGAGCUCUUCGGCAAGUUUGACGAACUGGCCACGGAGAACCACUGCCGCCGCAUCAAGAUCCUGGGAGACUGCUACUACUGCGUGUCUGGCCUCACUCAGCCCAAGACUGACCACGCCCACUGCUGCGUGGAGAUGGGCCUGGACAUGAUCGACACCAUCACGUCCGUGGCCGAGGCCACUGAGGUGGACCUGAACAUGCGCGUGGGGCUGCACACCGGCAGGGUCCUCUGCGGGGUCCUGGGCCUGCGCAAGUGGCAGUACGACGUGUGGUCCAACGACGUGACCCUGGCGAACGUCAUGGAAGCCGCCGGCCUGCCUGGGAAGGUUCACAUCACAGAGACCACCCUGGCGUGCCUGAAUGGUGACUAUGAGGUGGAGCCGGGCCAUGGACACGAGAGGAACAGUUUUCUGAAAACUCACAACAUCGAGACCUUUUUUAUCGUGCCCUCCCAUCGGCGAAAGAUAUUUCCAGGGCUGAUUCUCUCAGAUAUAAAACCGGCCAAGAGGAUGAAGUUCAAGACCGUGUGCUACCUGCUGGUGCAGCUCAUGCACUGCCGGAAGAUGUUCAAGGCUGAGAUCCCUUUCUCCAAUGUCAUGACCUGCGAGGACGACGACAAGCGGAGGGCAUUGAGAACAGCCUCGGAAAAACUCAGAAACCGCUCGUCUUUCUCUACAAAUGCUGUCUACACCACCCCUGGGACACGCGUCAACAGGUACAUCGGCCGCCUCCUGGAAGCCCGCCAGAUGGAGCUGGAGAUGGCGGACCUGAACUUCUUCACUCUGAAGUACAAGCAGGCUGAACGAGAGCGAAAGUAUCACCAGCUUCAGGACGAGUAUUUCACCAGCGCCGUCAUUCUGGCCCUCAUCCUGGCCGCCUUAUUCGGCCUUGUCUACCUUCUAAUAAUCCCGCAGAGCGUGGCCGUCCUGCUUCUGCUGGUGUUCUGCAUCUGCUUCCUGGUGGCCUGUGUCCUGUAUCUACACAUCACCCGGGUCCAGUGUUUUCCAGGGUGCCUGACGAUCCAGAUCCGCACUGUCCUGUGUAUCUUCAUCGUGGUCUUAAUCUACUCCGUGGCCCAAGGCUGUGUGGUGGGCUGCCUGCCUUGGGCCUGGAGCUCCAGUCUCAAUGGGUCCCUGGUGGUCCUGUCGUCUGGGCACCGGGAGCGCGUGCUGCCCGCCCCGCCCUGCGAGUCUGCGCCCCACGCCCUGCUGUGUGGCCUCGUGGGCACCCUCCCGCUGGCUGUGUUCCUGCGGGUCUCCUCCUUGCCGAAAAUGGUCCUGCUCGCCGUGCUCACCACCUCCUACAUCCUCGUCCUGGAGCUUGGCGGGUACACGAAGGCCGUGGGGGGUGACGCCGUCUCGGGCCGCAGCUUUGAGCCGAUCGUGGCCAUCCUCCUGUUCUCGUGCACGCUGGCCCUGCACGCCCGGCAGGUGGAUGUCAAGCUGCGGCUGGACUACCUGUGGGCCGCACAGGCGGAGGAGGAGCGGGACGACAUGGAGAGGGUGAAGCUGGACAACAAGAGGAUUCUCUUCAACCUCCUGCCGGCCCACGUCGCCCAGCACUUCCUCAUGUCCAACCCCCGCAACAUGGACCUGUACUACCAGUCGUACUCGCAGGUGGGGGUCAUGUUCGCCUCCAUCCCCAACUUCAACGACUUCUACAUCGAGCUGGAUGGCAACAACAUGGGGGUGGAGUGUCUGCGCCUCCUGAACGAGAUCAUCGCCGACUUUGACGAGCUCAUGGACAAAGAUUUUUACAAGGACCUGGAGAAGAUCAAGACCAUCGGGAGCACCUACAUGGCUGCUGUGGGGCUGGCGCCCACGGCCGGGGCCAAGGCUAAGAAGUCCAUCUCCUCCCACCUCAGCACAUUGGCAGAUUUUGCCAUCGAGAUGUUCGACGUCCUGGAUGAGAUCAACUACCAGUCUUACAACGACUUCGUGCUCCGUGUUGGCAUCAACGCUGGCCCCGUGGUGGCUGGAGUGAUCGGGGCUCGCAGGCCGCAGUACGACAUCUGGGGAAAUACGGUCAACGUGGCCAGUCGGAUGGACAGCACCGGCGUCCAGGGGAGAAUCCAGGUCACGGAGGAAGUUCACCGGCUCCUGCGGCGGGGCUGCUACCGCUUCGUGUGCCGAGGCAAAGUCAGCGUCAAGGGCAAGGGCGAGAUGCUGACAUACUUCCUGGAAGGCAGGACCGACGGAAGCGGCUCCCAAAACAGGUCCAUGAACUCAGAGCGGAAAAUGUGUCCUUACGGGAGAGCCGGCCUCCAGAGCAGACUGGCCACGGGCCACCCCCCGGUGCCCCCUGCAGCCGGCCUCCCAGUCAGAGCCGGGCCGGGGGCUCUGCAGGGCUCGGGGCUUGCCCCCUGCCCCCCAGGCCACCACCUGCCCCCCGGAGCAGCUGGGAAGGAGGCUUAG
Molecule: messenger RNA, 3405 nt
Organism: Eubalaena glacialis (North Atlantic right whale)
Lineage: Eukaryota; Metazoa; Chordata; Mammalia; Artiodactyla; Balaenidae
Gene: ADCY1
Product: adenylate cyclase 1
Exons: 20
Coding region: 1-3405 (1134 amino acids)
Biological process (GO): intracellular signal transduction; cAMP biosynthetic process; adenylate cyclase-activating G protein-coupled receptor signaling pathway
Cellular component (GO): plasma membrane
Molecular function (GO): adenylate cyclase activity
Source: RefSeq, a predicted model, not a curated record